Molecule: messenger RNA, 1614 nt
Organism: Lachancea meyersii CBS 8951
Lineage: Eukaryota; Fungi; Ascomycota; Saccharomycetes; Saccharomycetales; Saccharomycetaceae
Source: the annotation of a GenBank genome assembly
AUGAGUACUGAUCCUUUUGAAAAGGUAUUUGAGAACCCAGACUCCCAAAUUCUGCGUAUCAAUGACGACAUUGAUGUUGCAGACAUCAGCAGCGAUGAAGAUGUGGAAACAGGUCAAGAGCCAGACAGAGUCGUCUCCGAAAUAAAGCAGGACGUCAACGAAACUCAAAAUGCCAACAGUAGUGGCGAGUUUGCAAAUAUCGAGGCAAAAGCUGAAAAUGUUGAAAGCUCUGUUAAGGAAGCAUCGAGCUCAUCCGCAGAUUCUUCGUCAGAUCAGUCGUCAGACGAAUCCAACGAUAGCUCUUCAGAUGAUGACUAUAGUGAAUCAUCGGGAGAAGAGGUUACAGUGAUGGAUGAUGGGGUCGAUGAUGAAGACUCUGCAGCUCAAGACCCUAUCACCUCCAAAAAUGAAGUCACAGAGGAGCCACUUUACGAAUUGCCCGAAAACUUUGAACUAGGGCCUAACACUGUUAUUAACGAGAUUGGAACUAUCAAGUCCGCUUUUGAUCACAAUAUUAUCGUCGAGUCGUCUAGCUCUGCUGAGCAGCGCGUCUUAAAGGAAAACUCUCUGCUCUGCCUUCAGGACCGUCGCAUUUUGGGCCCACUAUGUGAGGUUUUCGGGCCUCUACAGGCCCCCUUCUACAGGGUGGCUUUCCCGCGGUCAAAACCAGAGCUGUAUAAGGAGUUUUCGCAAAUGACCGGUCAGAAGGUGUUUUACGUAGCUCCCGAGGCUCAUUGGCACGAUACAUUCGAGCUCAAGCGCAUGCGCGGUACUGACGCUUCCAAUGGGUUUGAUGAGGAACUGCCGGAAGAAGAGCAAGAGUUUUCGGAUGACGAAAAGGAAGCCAUGCAUAAAAAGUUGAAAAAGCAGUCCAAGAAGCGGAAAGGUGAAAGUACACCGUCAUCAGAAGGUGCGCCAUUAGUCAAGACUGCGAUAAAGCGUAAAAAUAAUGGCGCGACUCCGGAACAAAGCACAGGAAUGACAACUAGCUCAUACAGGCCUAGAAGCUCUCGUCACAGCGAAGCCAACGCACCCGAGGAUCGUUUGGCCCAGAAAAGACCAUCACACCAUCAACAAACGCAUCAACAUCAACAACACCGCCACCACCAUCAACAGCCACAACAACACCAGCAGCAACCACAGCACCUGGGUUCAAACAUUGUUCCCCAUCCAUCAGCACCACCUUCUUACGUCCAGCAGCAAACCUACAAUUAUCCACCCCAGGGAUAUCAAGAAGCCGUAGGAUCCCAAUACUCAAACUCCGGUUAUGCUUCUCAGUAUAAUCAACACCCAGCUCAACCUUUCAAUUCGCCACAUCCACAAGCGUUUGCCAGCUCAAAUUAUUCGGAGCAAUAUUACACGCAACCAUUAGGAUCCUUCACUCAUCCUCAGCCCACUUUAAACCCAGCGUAUGGACAGUCUAAUGUUCCUCUCAAUCCACAAUUCAUGCAAUUCCAAAUGGUCCCACAGCAAGCCUUUCCUCAACCCCAGUUGAUGCCCCCAUCGGGGUUCUCGCAACCACAGACUCAAAAUAUGCAACAAAUUUGGCAACUACAACAAAUACUUAUGGACCAACAACAACAGCAUCAGAAUAAUCAGCAUCAAAACAAUUAG